Molecule: messenger RNA, 1356 nt
Organism: Lachancea meyersii CBS 8951
Lineage: Eukaryota; Fungi; Ascomycota; Saccharomycetes; Saccharomycetales; Saccharomycetaceae
Source: the annotation of a GenBank genome assembly
AUGAGUCCAGCAACAGAUGGAUCGCUUUACGAGGUUCUGGGAGUGUCAAAUGAAGCUUCUAAAAGUGAAAUAAAGAAGGCGUAUCGUGCAAAAGCGCUGCAAUUGCACCCUGAUAAAAAUGGGCACUCGGAAGCUGCGAAACUUGGCUUUCAGAAAGUGUCAGAAGCUUAUAGAGUUCUACAGGAUGACAACAAGCGUGCGAUGUACGAUCGCUUUGGAACAAGCGACGAAUCGCAAUGGCCCGCAAUGCAAGCAGCCGAGAGCCCCAGGGGUUCUACCGGGAUGUCUGCAGGUGACCUUUUCGCCCAGUUUUUCGGCGGUGGAACUACUACUGCAGCCAGCAGCUUCUUCAACAGCAACAUGGACUUUUUCGGACGCCACUCUCGUGCUCCUCGUUCCAAGAGUCUUUCCCAUGGUCCUGAUAUAAAGCACUCGCUAAAGUGCACCUUGGAAGAGCUUUAUCAGGGCAAAAACACCAAGCUUGCGCUAAACAGGACGAGACUGUGUCGCAGCUGCGAGGGCAAAGGUGCUUUGAAAAUGACAACUUGUAAAAUGUGCAAUGGCUGCGGAAUGCAAACUCAAACCAGACGUCAGGGGCCCGUCACACAGUCGUGGUCCUCUACAUGCAGUGGAUGCGGAGGUCAAGGCACACUUUGCAAACCAGAAGAUACGUGCACUGCCUGUCAGGGCCAAGGUUACAUCGGCGAACGCAAGAUAUUUGACAUAACGAUCGAAAAGGGGAUGGAGAGCGGACAAGAGCUGAUAUUACCAGGCGAAGCAGAUGAAGUUAUCAACACUAAUUAUGGCAGCGAAAGAGUCAUUCCUGGUGAUGUGAUAAUCGUAGUGGAGCAAAGUUUUCAUUCGAGAUACAAGCGUCACAGAGACUCGAGCCUAAUACUAGAGAAAUUCCCAGUGGGGCUGAAAACAAGUUUAUGCGGAGGUCCCGUAUGGAUAGACUCACAUCCAAGCGGCAAAAAGAUCAAAAUAAACGUCAUUCCCGGCGAGGUUUUAAAACCUGGGGCAUUGAAGUCUGUAGAGAAUUUGGGAAUGCCCAACAAAAGAGGUGGGUUUGGCAAUCUGUACAUCGAGUUUGAGGUCAUAUUUCCCAAAACAAUGGACGCAAAGACUUUAAAGGCGAUAGAGCCUAUAUUAGAUCGGGAUGAAAAUGUACAGGAGGUUGAAAAACAGUGUCAGAAGCCACCAAGUGAUACUGGCUCGGUGGAGGAACAUGUAUUGAGUGACUUUGUCCCCAAUUUAGACAAGCGUCGCAGUGGAGAGGAGGAUGGAAAUUCUCGAAAGCGAAACAGACGAAGCAGAAGCAGGUCUUAUGACGACGAUGAGUUCGCAGGUUAUUAG